GCUCUAUCGUAAUCUAUGCAAAGUUUUUUAAUAUCUCGCGCACGCGCAGACAAAAUGCCGAUCCGUUGACUGGUUACGAAAAGCAUAUGCAAAUUUCUCUCUUGUUGAAUUUCGUGGAAAUAAGGGAACGAAUCUGUAUAUUAAAGAUUUUUCGAUUCACGCCAUCAAUUCAGUGGAUGCAGCCAUAUCUACUCAGAAUUUACACGUAAGUGGCUCUACUUCAAAAUCGAAAUGGAGGUUCUCCAGCAAUGGGGUAAGUAAUGUUUCAUAAUAUACUACACAAGCUGAAUAACUUACACAAACAAUAAUACUUAGCAUACAGCUUGUGAGUGUUCUUGUUUCGAGCAACUACGAGAUGCUUAAGGAAGGAUGUAUAGCUGCAAGUUCUGAAUUAGAAUCAUGCGAACGUGCAUUUUGAAUUGAAAAACGUAAACUUAGCCGCCAGUCUCGGGUGUUGGAUCUCUCGCCGACAAAUUUUCCACAGCGUUUGAAAUAAAUAGACUAGUGAAUACAUAAGUUCUACUGGUACGUUAUAUGUUCGAGCCAUCUGAGCUUAAUGGUCACAACGUCUCAAGUAUCAAACAAGAAGCUGUUGGAUCCUGAAAAAAUAUACAAGAUUAGAGAGCUUGUCUACCAGUAUUUUCUGACAAAACUCAUCUGAACGUGAGCUAAUUAGGCGUGACUUUCGAAAGGCCAUAGAUACUUACCUGCGUUCGCGUGAGCCAAAGACACUCAAACGUGAAAUGAAUUAUAGGAAACAGUUUAAUUAUUUAAACGAAAACUGAGAAAUAUUUUAGCGCCGAUUAAAAGUAAACAAGACCUAUGGGCGAAAGUUGAUAUAGCCAACUUCUCGAUCGAGUCGCAUCUUUCACAGUGAUUUCAAAUUCUUCAGACGAAGUUGUCGUGAUCUCAGGCUGGUAUCAAAGUAAUUAUUCACAAAUCCUGUGGAAUCGUGACAAGUCGUUUCAACGUUUCAUUGAAACAGCAGCCAUUAGGUCCCUUAGAUGUUGAGAUAUGUAACUGUCGAUUUGACGCUUCGGCAGCGGCAUUUUGAGAGAGAGAAAACCUUUGUUUUCCGAAACAAUGCAGGACAGAGCAAGCUGACUGCGUUGAACGCGAAAAAUGUGCGUAGGUUUUGCGUGUGCGUUGGCCAUCUAUCUCUGAGCUGUACUGUAUUCAUUACAAGUGAAUGACCGUCACCCUCUCCGGUUUGUCCGGUUAGGCUUCACGUUAUGCUAUGGAAAUUAAAAAUGGCACAAUAAUUUGGUUUGUUUUUACGUCUCCUUCCCUUGUUGUAAAUGUAUGAAGUAUGAAAUUCUAUCUAUGUUGAUACUUUGGUCGGUUUCUGGGUCAACUGUCGUGCUUUGUUUGGAUCGCAUUCGAAGAGACUACAAAGUGAGACUUAGAAACUAGUCAAGUUUACGUCGGUAGUGAGGCUUGGGUUUGGAUCCAAGUUCGAGUUCGAGUUGGACUUCGAGAAUUUCAUCUAUGGAUAAAUACAAAUAACUCGUAUUUUCUCUCUGAGCUCGAAAGAAACAGGAAUGUUUGAAUUGUGAAAGUUAGCCUUCGCAUUAGGAAAGUAAGGAAAAUGAAGUAGUGUUGACAUUGAAUGCAGGCUUGACAACGGGCCCCUGGGAAAUGGAAAAUGAGGCCUUGGUUGAGUUGUUUUGGUGCAAACAACUCUUUACUUGAAUCAAGUCGCAACUGAGAUUUGAAUGUGUUUCCUUGGGUCACUAAAUAACGGAACAAUGUAAUUGAUGUCUGAUGUCUGAAAAUUAUGACAGAUAACUAAAUAACCCUGUAGCUCAGAUAUAUUUGAAUUUCUAAAAAAUUUUUUUCCAUUAUUUAGCUUGUGUUGCAAACUAAACUACGUGUUAGAGUUAUUGAGAGGAAACUGUAUGUAUGACUGUAUGUAUGACUGUAAACAAAAUACCUGUACAUCUAAAGGAUUAUAAGACUAUUCAUUAGAGGGGCUUUUCCUUGAUAACCAAAGUAUUGUGGCAAUAUCAUAGAUUGUACACUGACUACAAAGCAGUAGUUAAAAAAAUACAUGAAAGCAAGUCCAAAAACAGCGUAAGGAACAGAGCAGACUUUUGAGUCAGGGUCAGCUUUCAUUCAUGGUUGCCUGAGGAGUGACAUGCAACGCCUGCUAUGUGGAAUGUAAGGGGAGAAAAGGUUUUCUUAAUUGAUAUGGUAAUUGCACCUUGUUAACUCCCAAAAUUUCUCCUGUGAGUGUUAUACUGUUAAAUGUAUGUUCAUUCGGUUUUUUUAUCGUGAUUGGCAAGAUUUCUGUAAAUGGAACGGAUGGUGUGAUUUUAGUCCUUGUUUUUGCAGAGUCAAUCAGAAAAUAUUUUUGCAUUUCCCUCUGCAACUGCACUCAAAAACUAUUGCCAUAACACAACUCUUGUUGUGUCUGAAGGGUCUAAAAGGUGUGCCUGAAUUAUUCUCAGUUUUCCAGACUGUAAAACAUUUGAUGGGGGACAGGUGAAGGACUUUCGCUUCAAGCCGCCCAACGCAAACACUGCUUAGUGUGGCCAAAGUUACACUGCUUGGUAUUUCAACUCUUGGAAAGUCUAUGUUUGAAUAAUAUUGUAUUAUCUCUGUUAGUAUCCACUCUAACCUUUCUUAAUUCCACUGGAACAUUGCUUUUACUGUACUUACUGAAAUACUUUCGUUUUGGCGGAGAAAAGCAGACAGCUCUGAUAGUCUUGUGCUUCGUCUGUAAUUGAAAAUCAAAGUACUUUCCAUUUUUAAUCUGUGAAACAUUGUGAACGUAUCCUGUAGCAACAGCAGAUUGUAGAAUUUUAUCCACAGUGGUCUCUGGAGUUGUAUGAUUGUUGCAUGGACUUUCAGUGACAGGGUGGAAGAAAGAAGUUCAGGUUUGAGGUUAGUGGUGGUAAUUUGGGGUUUUUCACUGAGGUGUGCUGUUUCCUGGUCAGAAGGUACAUGACCUUUAUUGUUAUCGUGUUGUUCCUCACAGUUCAGCAGAUGUGACUCAUCAAUUGAACUGUCAACAUUCAACGGCUCAUUCUCCAUGUCUGUGGCAGAUGAGAUAAGCAAACUUUCUGCAUUUUCUUCAUCUUGGGUAUUUAAAGCUAUUAAAGGUUAGCAGGUAUCAUUGGAGUUUCUUUUCUUUCACACUGAAAGGAAAGAGGCAAAAAUUAUUCCAUACUAGCAGACAAUUUGAAAGUGUAGAUUGGCAGAAUAGUUAACCCAAACGAUAACGUUCUUCUCUCAGCUUGUACAUCUAACUAAUAUUCUUUCUGUAUCCUUCUACCAGUGAAUUAGGCAUUUUUUUAGACAUGAUAACAGAUGUCUUACAUGUCUUAGUGGGUGAUAUCUCAAAUGAAAGUACACGAAAUUAAAGUGUGUUUAUACGGGUUGUCAAUCGAUCUCGACAGAAUUUAACCAACUUGUAAAAUUAUUAUGAUGAAGUAUUAAUUUAUGUUUUAUCAGAUUGUUAUAAAGCUGUUUGCAAGGCUUUCUUUACGGAGUGCAGUCUUAGAUAUUCAUAAGACUGAGUGGAAGGAAAUUCCAUUGACAAUAAAAUUGUUCCUUUUCUAGUUUGUUAUUACAUUUCGUUUUUAUUGUGCCAAAUUUCUGAAUGCAUUACUACCACACCCUUCAUCUCAUUGUUAAGUUUUUUUUUAAUGAAAUGUCACAAACUGUAUACAGUUCUACAAAGUUUUAUACAUGUAUUUGUAUAGUUAUUCCUAUGGCAUUAUGGUCAGAAAAGACUGGUGUGCAUGUCUAUUAUGGACGCGGUCCAGUAAACUACCAAAAAUGAAUGUAGGCCUUUUAUGCAAAGACUCCAUCGACAAUGUUAGAGGUUCUCUAUCUUUGCUAUUUAAAUAGUUGAUGAUGAAAUCUUCAAGGAGUUUAUCAACUGUAUGAGCUCUGAGUAAAUACUUCAGGCCAUUGACAAAUUCUUGAAUUUUCAAGUAAUUUUUACGACAAAUUAAAAUAAAGGAAACAUUGUGCUUUACUUCCUUAUUGUCGCGAGAAUCCAAAUUUUUAGCACAUUCAAAGAAGGAGAACGUUUCUGAUACACAGUGCGAAUAUUCUUUUUGAUGCAAACUCCCAGACUAGAAAAUUUAUCUGAAUCAUUAUCAUGCAGGUAAGAGGUAAGAGGAAUCAAGAAAUAUCCGAGUCACCAUCUCUUGGUAAAAGUUGUUUAUCGGUGAAUGCCAGGAUAUCGCUCUUUCAGUGAUUUACAUCGUGUCUAACACAGCCUUUUUUUCUAAGAGAACGUAUGUUGAGAAGACAUAACUGUACAACUGAAUUAGCAUCCACUUUUUCAUUCACCGAUAUUUCUUUUUCUCGGUUAACACAUGUACUCCUUAAUUUGUCAUAAUCCUGAUAUACUUUAGGAUCUGCCUUGACAUAGUUCUUGUUGAUUUCUCCGAGAAUGAUGUGAAGCCCUUGAAGUGAAGUCGAUCAACUCAAUGCAACGUACACUUGUAUAUACCACUGUUGAUUUUUGUGUGAUUCUGUCAAGAUAAAUUUUAACCACAGUUUCCAUUUGGCCAUUAAAUAAUUCUAUCUCCGAUAUCGAUGUUUGUAGUAAGCAUUACUUUGGCACCUUCUUUAAUCUUAACUUCAAAAUCAAGUCCACCAGUUACUGAUAUCCCCUCUAAACAAUACUCAGUCAAUGUUCUAUUUCGUAACAUUAAAUUUUUAUAGGUACUAGUCAGAGGUUCUCAGUACAACUAUUCUAGAUUUUUGUUGUUGUACUCACAGGACAAUUUUCUGCCCAGAUGUGAAGAGCAUCAGAUGGGUAAUUGUCAGGUGAUGCAGAUAUUAACCGAGUAUUAAUACACUUUAUAUCCUUUUCUGUUUGUAAAGCAGCUCUAAAUCUGUUUAAAACCGCAGUGAACUUCGGAUCAUCUUUUUGUCACAUGAUCUCAAUUCAUUCUUUUAUUUGGAACACACGCCAUGGGUGGCACAACGUGUAAGAAUCAUUUUUAAAGCUUUCAAAAAUAAGUUUCCUCUCAAUCGGUGGUAACUGGAAUAAAUCUCGUGCUUAAGCCUGCAAACAGUUGAGAGACAGAUGAACCAAAAAUGUACUCUAGCCUUUGAAGUAUUUCAAGCAGUGUGAUGCUAGAAAUCAUCGAAAUUUCAUCUAUUAUAGUAAGCUUCAUUUCAGACAGAGAAACACUUAUCUCUGUCUUCUUUUGAUCAGACAUCGGAAGAAAGUUAUCGCCUGUUUCUUUUGGAAUAACUAAAGCAGUAUUAACUGUUGUUCCACCCGUGUUUAUGACAGAAACCCCUGUUAGCGCCAUCAACAGAACUGUUGGCAGAUUAGCAUUGCCUCUUGCAUGUCUAAAUGUCUUUGCUGCUGUGUGAUAUAUUGUCUUUAUCAAAUGACCUUUGCCGGAUCCAGGACCCCUGGUGAUACAAAGAUACAUUGGGUCUUUGUUUUCAGGGUUUUGAGUAAGCAUAUAUUUUAUCUUGUUUCUGCACCAAAAAAGGACAGUAUCAUAUGCAAUACACCGUUUGUUGUUUGAUGACCUCACAGAUUCUCGAAGCAAGUCCUACGAAAUUUCCUCUGGUUGAAUAUGGGAUGAGAUUGUUGGAACAGUUGAUGCACGAUCAGAGAUAUAUUUUGAGGCAAGAUGUGACAGUAAUUGUUCAUCAAAUAAUUCACCAUCACUUUCACUAUUGUCUUGCAUAUCCACUUGUAACUGGUCAUUUUCUUGGUCUAAAGAAUAAAAAAGAACGCCAUAUGGUUAUCUUCACUGUUUCUUAAAGCUUCUAGUACUUUUGAGACAGCCUCUGCAUCAGGUUCAAAUAGUCCUCUAUUUAGUGUAACAACAGACUGAGCUUCAGCCUUCCUUUUCCUACAUUUCAUUACUUUAUUGGUUUUGAGUAGUUUCAUUUUGGGAGGUAAGUAGCUUGUGACACCAGAAUCUGUGCUUAGCCGGUAAUUGAACAUGUAAUUCUGUGGCAUCUUCUGUUAGUAUUUCUGAUUGUGCAUCAUUUAUGCAGUCAGUCUUGUAUACUUGGUAACUGUCAGUAUUCCUGGUUGUGCAUCAUUUAUGCAGUCAGUCUUGUAUACUUGGUAAUAGAAUGCAGCAAAUUCAACCAAGUACAAGUUAUCAACAGCAGCAAUUGUAUUGGGUUGGAUAACGUAGCGUUCUAUCAUAUUUGAUUUAUGUAUGUAUGCGCUAUCAUCAUGUAACUCGUUAAGUUCUGGCUUACUCUUUCCAACUCUAACUCUCUUCUCUGGGAAAUCAAUGAACACACAAACUGUUCUUGGAAAACUUUCCUUAACCAAAGCUCUGGCAUACAUCUGUAUACACAUUCUUGUGAACCAGCUUCACUACCUGAAAGAAAAACUGCUCCUAUUUUCUUCAAGCCAUCUCUAAUGUUCAAAUUUGAGGCUUAAACUUCCUUUGCUGCAUUCACAAUAGCCUGUGAACAUUCAAGUCCAUCCCCUGUGAAGUAGGAGCAAACAAAGGUUACACAUUUGUAAUGAUUAAAAACAGGCUGCAGGUCAACAUUGCUUCGAAAACCUUUGAUCAGCGACAAAAUAGUUAUAUAUAAAACAACUAUCAGCCCAGGACGAUGCCACAAACCAGGUGAGUAUUCUAAGCUGUUUUACCAUGGCUACAAUUCUGCACACGAACGUUUUCCAGUAGGGAGGUGUACCUGGUAUCUGCCUUAGAAACAAAUAAGCCUGGUCUUGACGUAAAAGAUUUUAUAAACUUUGCACACUGGACCUUAAAUUUGAUGCAGUAAGAGACAGUCCAUGAACUUUUGUGACAGCUAUAUUAAUACUAUCGGAUUCUUUUUCCUGUUCUUUUAUGAACUGUGCAAAGAACAAAUACUCAGCAUUCAUUGCAAAUCUGUUACUGUAAUUUGACAAACGGGCAUUGAAGUAUCUUGUUGGUGAUAAGCAAACUGCUCUCUCCACCAUAUACCUAAAUCUACCUUUUGGGAAUAUAACUGGAAAAGGCCAGAUCUUUUUUUCAGUCAUUAAUGAAACUGGAUGUUUAGUUUCACCUGGUGCAACUAUAUUGAAAACGUCAUUUGCAUCUGAAUGCAAUGCCUGAAGAUAACAGGGUUAAAUAAGACUGCAAGCAAGUUUCUGUAGUGGGUGCUCAAAAUUAAUUUGAAGGAUCCUCUCUCUCUUCUUCAUUUUCAUCAUCAGUUGUUCUCUGUUCACUAUUUCUAUCACUAAUUGGACACACUUCACUAUCCUUUUGUGAGCUAAUUUACAGAUGCAGUUCAGAAAGACUUUCAUGAAUAUUUGUAGCAUUCACUUCUAUGCCAUUAUACAAAGGGUUAUUAACAUUCGGCUAAUUCAGAGCAUUGAGCACAAUGUCAGGGUGUACAGCUUGAAAAUAAACAAGACUUGUAACGAAAGUUUUCUUUUCAGUUUUAGCAUAACCAUUCCUGACCUUUCAGGGGUCUUGGCAAAACAUUGCAAGUUUAAUCGUAGUCUACUGGAACAUUUCAGAUCGCCCCUUGUGUUUUACGUUGUUGACCUUAGAGCAUGAGAGCAACUUUUUUCAAACACAAUGGGCUGUGCCAUGAGAAUCUGUUCAAGUUUUUCCAGACAUCCUAGUUCUAAGGGAAUUUUAUCAACGUCUAACUUACAAACAGAGUUACAUGUUUACAUGUUUACAUGUAUGACUCUUUAACAGCGUUUACAACUUUCACGAGGUUCGGAGCUUCAAUGCCGGGCUUACCAAGUAGUGCAGAUCCCAAAUCCGCUAAAACAAAGAUUUCCUGCCUUGACUCCAAGUGAUUGGCUUUUAAGGUGGCGGAGAUUACUCCAGCGACUUUGAGCUUGUACCCAUCAGGCCCUGUCGAUGUCCUCUUAGUAUUUUAAAUGUAGCAUUCAGCCUAAGAACGAUGAGGUCAGGAGCAGCUGAGAGAUCAGCUCCAGCAUCGAGUUUAAAUUCAACGCUAUUGCCGUUAAUAGAGACAUUUGUUUUCCAAGGAUCUAUGUGUAGACUAUCAUUUUCGUCCGAACUAAGGGCACCAAGAAAGUAAUCUGUAUCAUCCUCUACGACUGCAUUUACUUUUCAGCUUGGGCAAACGGCUGAGAAGUGACUGUUCUUUUUACAUUUUCGGCAAUAGGCAUCUUUGGCAGGACACUGGGUUCUUUUGUGAGCUGGACUUAAACUACAUCGUUGGCAGACAUCAUUGCUUACAUCGCUUUGGAUAAGCACUUUGUACCGAGUGCUUGUAGGUUUUGCCUUGAGGAUUCUGUGAUGUCCUUAGAGACUUCUGAGGUUUGGACUUGUGAACUCCGUCCACUUCGGCUGGUUGACUUGCGUCAUCUUGUCCUCUAACUAUAGAUUGUUGCUUCUAACUGAUUCGCUCUGUCGUACCCUUUUAAUGGCUUUUUCCAAGGUAAGGUCUGCAUCCAACUGGAACUUUUCUGAAAGCUUUUGGUCAGCUAGACCCACCACAAUACGGUCACGGAUCAUUUCGUCGUGUAACAAACCAAAUUGACAAUGUUCGGUAAGGCCAUAUAAGUCAGUGAUAAAGAAAUCAACCGGCUCACUGGUUUCUUGCUUACGUCGUCAAGUUCAAAGAAGUUAUGUACAGUACAAAUAUACUUGAUUUUCUUACAAAUGCAAGUGUUACAACAGUCAGAACAAAGUGUCUGACUUGUCACUUGAGGAAGAAAAAGACUUGUUAAAUCUUCUGUCAUCAUCACAACAUUUGCUUUCACUGUAAAUAUGACACUAAAUACAGCAUGAGCUAAAUAAGCCUAAACAGGUUCCCGAACCACGGCCACAUCUGUCCGUUCAUCAUAGUUUUCUAACUGUAAACAUGCAUCUGAUAUAAUUUGAAAAAACACAUUGCAAUUGAUCUCUCCUAGAGAGUCCUUAAGAAUAUAGCAAAAGCAAGUUCAAGAAAAGAGUCAACUUCCCCCAUGUUAGGUAAUCCGGAUUCCGGAAUCCAGGAAAUUUUUGUGGAAUCCGGAAUACUGGGCAUUGGAAUUCAGAAUCCAGCUUUUGGAAUCUAGAAUCCCGCUAAAGAAUGAAUCCAGAAUCCAUUUACUGAAAAUAUAUUUCGAAUCGCAUCAAUGGCUUUCAUGCGCAUUCAUGCAACCAUGGUCAGGCUAAAACGCAGGCUACAGACCGUACAGGCCGCGCUUAUUUCGCUCGAGAAUUUCGACCGUUACAGCCCACGAGACACUGACAAAUUUAUUCAUGACCUAUUACCCAAUUGACUUCAACGCUGACAUGGCCAAAGUUCUCUAUUAGCUAUCGAUCAGUCUUCUGCUCCGAUUUAAAAACCUUAAUUCCUAGUAAAGUUCGAUUUUAGCUUGCAGCACUUUCUUUACUGAAGAGUUCAUUGGGCUGUCUUGUGAAGAUCUCAGUAAUAAUUUGCUUCGUCCUCACAACACAUUCCUUAUCUCUGAGUCAGCGUCACUGUCUACACAAAUUACAUCUGCAGUACAUCUUGCCGCGUGGGGCUAAUCUCCAUGUGCUCGAAAAACUGGAGCCUGCGAUUUUGUUCUGCUAGGGAACGUAAGCUCGAAAUAAUCUCGUAAAAUUUCGUCAUGUGGCGUCCAAAAACUGGAAACAGUUCCAACGUUACCAAGGGCAAGAAAAAAGUGUAUACACCUUGAUCAUAGGUAAAUCACAGUUAAAAAAAAAAGAAAACCUAUAAAUUUCAAAGUCUGCACGAUCUGCGGUCUAUGUUUCAUCAUGACCGAUGCAACCACUGUAGAGUGCGGUUCACUCACGUGGUCAAUGGGUGUGCAAAUUUAGAGGGACAAAAGAAAUUGUUUCGAUAACAAAAGCGUUCAAAUCCCACAGGAUUUGCUUGCAACAACAGCACGGCGACGGACCACAUGUUUCCAAUUAUAAUAAACUUUGAACAAAGAUAUAUGGAUAUUUAUAAGGGCCGGCAGAGGUCUAGCUCUAAGUCGAAUUUUCGGCAUUUAAACGUAAACCGCUUUCUUUGAUUUUUGGCAUUCAGAAUACUAAAAUGUUAGAUUUCAUAAGGCAUCAUAUCUCAGUGCGAAUAAACUGAGAUAUUAUCAGAUUUGAGGGUCAAACAACAUUUUCUAGAAAAGAAAAUGGCGGUGGGCUACCUUAAACUUUUAGAGUCAUUGCUCUAAAUAAUUCAUAGCCGACGUUAUGUGACUUGGCUAACCUUUUAAAGUAUAGAAAAGAGAAUUCUUGGAAAAUACCGUGUAAAUUCAGAUCUUUCGCGAUUUUGCGAAGGUUUAAGUAUUGUUGAGCUCGUUGAACACAGUUUUAUGCGCAAUCUCAUAAUGUCGAACAUCAUCGCCAAUUACAUAUAGGAAAACGAGCUUUUCUUCGUCAUAUGAAUAAAGGGGUAAGUUUCUAAAGAAACUGUGGUGCUGCGUCGGUGGGAGAGUAUAGCAGGUAAUUUAGUGUUAACAACUGGGUUUAAAACGUAAAUUAGCCACCGUAAAGGAUAAAAAAGCUGACGUUUCGAGCGUUCGAACCUUUACGGUGGCUAAUUUACGUUUUCCACCCAGUUGUUAACACUAAAUUACCUGCUUUUCUUAGUCAUAGUGUGCGAUUUAUUUGCGACCUACACGAGGUGUUAUUAAAAUUAUAUUUCAGUUAAAAUUUCUCGUCAAUACCAUGGUUUUUUUUUAAAGGAAAGUUAAAAAAAAAGUAAUUUGAAAUGAUAGGAAAAACUGUUUCGAGCUGUUUUCUUAGCAGCUCUAAGUCAAUUUUGGACACAAAAAUUGGCCAUCUUUUCUCAGUCGGAACAAUGUUAUGGUAAGCUAGAACAACUUUUUAGUCCAACAGUUAUUUACAAAUUAAAAAUGAUAAGCAAUGAUGUACGACAGCUUUUGAAGAUGCAUGACGAACAGAGGGUAGUUGUACGGAGAAAGUAUGCCGUGAAGCAAGAUUAUAAAUUAUACUACCCCACCGUCGGGGCUCAGUGAUGUUGUAGCCACCGAAAGAUCGAUUUAAUGGCCGCCACAAUGGGCUUUGUGUUUCACAUUGUUUGGUCUGAAAUGUAUCUAAAGCCAUACAGCCCACAAUAAGCAAUGGGUCUCGCUGAUACUGUCACCAUCGACAGAUUCAUAUCAUCGCUGCCACAACAGGGUUUGUGUUUAAAAUUGCCUGGGUUGAAAUGUAUCCCAAUGCCAUACAGCUCACAAUAGGCAAUAGGUUUCAUUUGUGAACAUACAUCGAUGCGAUACUUCCUACUGUGACAUAGGCUAGAAAAUAUUUUUCUAUUGAUGAGGCCCAUAACUUGAACGCCGCGUCGACUGCUGUCUGAAAUAGGCUCGCAAUGGAGAUGUUGACGCCGCUUUUCGUUAGGAACUUCGAAAGCAAGUAUCGAAUCUUUUUCCUCCGUCUGCCGUGUAAAAACUUCGAAAGAUGUGAUAACUUAGACAUGUAAACUCUAAAAGAUACAUAUUAAUUUUACUCCUCUAAGAACACACUCUCACCAACCGGCGCAAAGAGAUCGUCUGUAAAGAAUACACGGUCGAAAACACGUGAAAUGGCGAAACAUACUUCAUUUCCAGUUGAAGCCAAUGGCAUCAUGCCAUAUAAGUUGCACCUCCCAAGGGAUCAUGUUGAAGCCAAUGAAAUUGUACAACAUAGCAAACUUCCGAUGUAUAUAGCAUUUCUUACAACAUGGAACGACCGAAUUUUAAACCAGGCUUUCCUCAGUUGAGGUAGCUCAGGAAUAAAAGUUGAAUUACACGCACUACACUUAGCAAAAUCUUGCUGAUAGUGUUUUUGUUUGUUUGUUUGUUUGUUUGUUUUUUUGCAGGGCACCUCAUGGCAUAACGGUGUGGUGGAAGCCAGCAAGUUCAUAUUGAAUGGCUAGGGAAAGUACUGCAGUUGGGGCAGAGGCAGCCAGGGCCGCUCUUGAGGCAUCAGCGUCAAUCACUGGAGGGGCCCUCUCAGUCUCAUUGAAAAUUGACAACCCCAUUGUGGCAGGAGUUGCCUUGGCAGCGGGUGCGGCGGUGACGUUGGGUGCAUUUUAUUUACGUUACAGGUGGAAAACAGAAAAUGCGAUUAGAAAUAGCCUAGAAAGAAUGAAUGCGAUUGGAGCAGCUGAUCCUGAGGUCAUAAAUAUUGAAGAAGGUUCCAUCAUUGUGAAACUCCGUUGCCAUACACCGCAGAGUGUACUACAAUUUGUGAAGGACUUUAAGGAGAAGAAAGUGAAGCGUCGAUUGGAAGAAGAGCUAAAAAAAAUUGGAUUUGACAAAGAGUUAGAAGUAACUAUCGUAAAUGGCCAAGAGGUAUUCCAGAGAGAACAAGAACUAAGGUAAAAAGCGAAAUCAAUUCUUUGUAGAUAGUUUAAUGAAACUUUUUCAUAGGAUUUCUAAAAAUCCAAUUUUACAUUUGAAAAUACAAUCUUUCUCUGAAUAUUUCUACUCAGAAACACGAAACAUCACAAUAAGCUCAAAUUUUAUAACUUUUAAUAAUCUUCUGCAGGUCUUUACUUGAACCUCAAGAAGACGUAAAAGUAACUGUUGAGGAAGUUAGCCUAGGUGAGUAUCAAAGCGGGAAGUCUUCAAAUAAACAUAGGUUCCACGAGGAACCGCAGGGUCUUGACCAAAAUCCCAACUAAACCAAUGCAUUCCUCUAGUAUUUGAUACACUCAAGUUGCCCCACUCAACGAUUAUCGCACUGAAAGCUAACAAAGUAUAAUAUUAUUUGUAUUAAAUUUAAGAAUGUUGACGAUAGCAUACUCUGUGCGUUAGCAUCGAGAGGGGCUCAAGAGAGGGAAUUCGUAAAGGAUCGAUAUAACCUAAACUGAUACCACAAAAAAAUUGCGAGGAAACCAAGGGCGAAUCAUGCUACACCAUACAAGCUAUACAAGUAGGCGUGAUUCAGCUCCCAAAGCUAUUGAUAACACCUUUAACGGAUGGGCAGAUCUCGUAAUCGUGUAUCAGUGCAAUCGAACAACAUAAUGCAUGAUUUAGCUACAUUAAGAAGGCCUAUCAAAAUGUCUACUUAAUGACAAAAUUCAGCACUUUGAUCAAAUUUAAUUGAAAUAUAUAGUGCCUUAGGGUUCUCUUUUAAGAGCACUGUUUUGCUUUCUACAUCGUAAUAGAUCAAUCGUAAUUGUUGGACAUUAGAGGAAUCCGCCAGGGUUACAGGGUGAAUUUUUGAGCGACAGUAUUUCCUAGAGAGGUAUAUGACGUGUAUGAGUUUGUGGUAUAAUACUAUAGUGACAAUUUUGGACAGUAAAAAGCAAGAUCGCUUCUCAAUUAAACGAAGCCUCAAACUAAGGAGCACUUAGCCGAAUGCAGUACGAUAAGAUUCCAAUUCAGUUGAAAUGCUAUAUAUUUUCAGCUUACCUCAGAACUAAAGGUCUCUAACAACUAUUUAAUAUGAAUUACUUCCUUUUCAGACUAUUUAAACUUUCUUUAACGUCCAAUACUUCGAAUGGAAACAAACUGUGCUUGGUUACUUAAGUCCCUCUGGCUCAUGAAAACGGAAGAUUAAUACUGCCCCCCCUUUUGUAUUUUUAUCCUUUUAUGGAUAGCCUCCAUCAUUUUAUGAGUAUCUGUUCUAUGUGUGAUACGCGCUCAGGAAUUUGAAAUCGAUGUGAUGACUACGUUGACUUCGUAAACGUAUAUUUAUUUUUGGCUUGCUUAGGAACUAUAUUUCUAAAAACUUUCUGAUCGUUAGUUGUUUUGAUUUUGAACUAUUUAAACUUUGGUUUUGAAUUGUAGUUUACAUGAAAUUAAGGAUGAUCAGCAGUUUUACAUUCAAAUGUUACUGAAUCAACUGAUGUGCUUAGUGACUCAAUUUCUCCAGGCUUUUAAAAAGUGAGAGGUGAAAGUGACUUACCCUACCCCUCUCUGUCUUUGCAUGCAUGGCCUCCUUGUGAUUCGUACGGCGCUCACUAAAUUAGAAUGGAUAACUUGGCUUUACAGACUCUGCUGACUACAUUAGUUCCUUUUCUUUAAACCUUGCCGGUCUGCAUUUGUUCUAAGCGACAAUUCAGCUCUCUUAAAUAGGAGUGUUCUCAUCAUCUCAGCCCGGGUGUGGAUGAAUCUUCAUGUCGUAAUCUCUCAUUUUGUUUUCUUUUCAAACAUGUCAGAUUUUGAGAGGGUGUGGAAGUUACUUAUCUGUACUAAUAAGUAGCACACUACAUUCUAUAUUAUGUACAAUCGGUAUAUAUGUUUUUCAAUUGGAUACCAACAACUCAAUUUUUUUUGUUAAAAAAUAUCUUAAUAAAAGUGUAGGAGAUGAUUUUCUUGAGAAGGGUAAAGCGUAGCUCAUAAGAGGUGUAAAAACGACCAUGAAAACUAACCUGCCCACAGCCAUUUGUUCGACUGAUCAUUUUUUACUGUGUUUCCUUUGAGGAUUUACCGGAAACGUCUGAGGAGCGGCUAACGCUCGAGUUGUCAGCUUCUGAAUCUUUUUGCGCCGGUCAAUUAGAAAUAUCGACUAAGCUGAUUAAAAGGAAACUUUUUAUACCCUCCACCGAUUGGAAGCAGCACUGCAAUAAAUUUUAGAAACUUACUCCCCCGUUUAGUCUAUCGUCUAGUUCAGUUAUCAGUUAAUAAAUAUUGCCUCUUAGUAAUCAGUGCUUUCAAUGAGAUUUGGAGUACGUGGCUACCUCAGUAAAGCGCCCGCCGGAUAUUAAUACGAAAAACAAUUUCCCUCUCGUUGGCCAGUAGUUCCAUUGAGAAAAAACUGGCUCAAAAUCAAGUUUUCGGUGUUAAACUUCGGCAAAAAAAUUGUUAAUUAUCAGUCUCCUUUGUAAUGGAUCAUGGAAAUCUAUAUUAUCACAUGGCCUUACAAGCUGUGCACUAAACUAAAAACAAAAUUAGGGACGGUUUUAUCUAGAAAGAUAACACAGUUAGCGUUUGUCAAUCUUUUGGUAAAAGUCUCUGCAUAGUUCUGUUAUGGUUCAUGUACGUUCACCAAGUUUGAUUGGAUAACUUGACUCUGGUGGCUCUGCUGACUAUUAAUUCCUUCCCUAUUACCAUCCCUCAUAAAAUCAGCGGGGGCUUGAAUGUAUUUUCAUACCUUAUCGUAAUUAGUCAUUUUGUUUUUAUUUUAGAGGAGAUGAAGAGGCACGAAGGUAAUUUAUUUGUUAUCUAUGAUAAUGAAUCCCAAUAACUUUCAUUUUGACAAUGUUUCAAUAUUCACUCUAUGCACUAAACAUUGGAUAUGUAUGCGUGUUUGAUACUAGCAAUUAUCCUCAAUAAUACAUUGAGAAAGAACACGAAUCCUACCGAACUUAUAAUGUACGUAACAGACAAGUUGAUCCGUCAAAUGAGAAAUUCGACAUUGGAACUGGACCUUAAUUAUGAGUUGCAAUACAUGGGAGAAAAACGAACAAAAAUACUAUACACUUAACAUUGGAUAUGUAUUAUGUUUGACAAUACCAAAUAUACUCAAUAAUUCAUUUUCUCUAUUUUAUCAUGGGGCAUUCUCUGGACUUAAACUUGUUUAAGCAUCGUAUUAUAAAUUUAAAACAAUGGCAACAACGCUCUCAAGUUUCAUUGGAUAGCUUGACUCUGGUGGCUCUGCUGACUAUUAAUUCCUUCCCUAUUACCAUCCCUCACAAAAUCAGCGGGGGCUUGAAUGUAUUUUCAUACCUUAUCGUAAUUAAUCCCUUUGCUUUUAUUUUAGAGGCGAUGAAGAGGCUAGAAGGUAAUUUAUUUGUUAUCUAUGAUAAUGAAUCCUGAUAACUUUCAUUUUGACAGUGUUCAAUAUUCACUCUAUGAGCAAAACAUUGAAUACGCAUGUAUGUUUGACCAUAGUUAAUAUACUCAAUAACAUAUUGAGUUUCAUUUUCUUUAUUUUAUCAUAGCGCAUUCUAUGGACUUAAGCUAGUUUAAGUAUCGUUCUAUAAAUUUAAAAACAAUGGCAACAACGUUCACCAAGUUUGAUUGGAUAAGUUGACUCUGGUUGCUCUGCUGACUAUUAAUUCCUUCUCUUUUCCCUUCCCUCAUAAAAUCAGCGGGGGCUUGGACGUACUUUUAUGCCUGAUCGUAUUUUUUUUAUUUUGUUUUCUUUUCAGAACGGUUCAAGGAGAUGAAAGGUAAUUAUUCCGCUGCGCUAAUAAAUCAUAAAAAAUUUCACUAUCGGCACAAAGUUAUCCAAGUAGCACACGAAAGCCGAGAUUGUACACAGUCCAUAUGGAUUUUUUUUCAGUUCCCUUUUAUUUUCACUACGGGGGAAAAAAAGAGGGAAGUUAACAAACUGUGACAAUGGAUCAUGGAAAUCUCUAUUAUCGCACGGCCUUACAAGUUGUGCACUAAGCAAGAAACAAAAGUAGGGACCGUUUUAUCUAGAAAGAUAACGCAGUUACCGUAAAGUCUUAUGGUUCAUGUACGUUCACCAAGUUUAUUGGAUAACUUGACUUUUGUGGUUCUGCUGACUAUUAAUUCCUUCCCUUUUACCUUCCCUCAUAAAAUCAGCGAGGGAUUAGAUAUACUUUUAUACCUGAUCGUAAUUUCUCAUUCUGUUUUCUUUUCGGACCGGUUAAAGGAGAUGGAAGGUAAUUAUUCGACUGUGCUAAUAAAUCAUAAAAAUGUUCUUUAUCGGCAGAAGGUUUUAUCUAAAAAGAUAACGCAGUUAGCGUUUGUCAAUCUUUUGGUAAAAGUCUCUGCAUAGCUCUAUUAUAGUUCAUGUACGUUCACCAAGUUUGAUUGGAUAACUUGACUAUGGUGGCUCUGCUGACUAUUAAUUCCUUCCCUAUUACCAUCCCUCAUAAAAUCAGCGGGGGCUUGAAUGCAUUUUCAUACCUAAUCGUAAUUAGUCAUUUUGUUUUUAUUUUAGAGGGGGCGAAGAUGCACCAAGGUAAUUUAUCUGUAAUCUAUGAUAAUGAAUCCUAAUAACUUUCAUUUUGACAGUGUUUCAAUAUUCACUCUAUGCGCUAAAAAUAGGAUAUGUAUGUGUGUUUGAAACUAGCAAAUAUACUCAAUAAUACAUUGAGUUUCAUGGCAACAACGCUCUCAAGUUUCAUUGGAUAGCUUGACUCUGGUGGCUCUGCUGACUAUUAAUUCCUUCCCUAUUACCAUCCCUCAUAGAAUCAGCGGGGGCUUGAAUGUAUUUUCAUACCUUAUCGUAAUGAAUCUUUUUUUUUUUAUUUUAGAGGCGAUGAAGAGGCUAGAAGGUAAUUUAUUUGUUAUCUAUGAUAAUGAAUCAUAAUAACUUUCAUUUUGACAGUGUUUCAAUAUUCACUCUAUGAGCAAAACAUUGGAUAUGUAUGUGUGUUUGAUACUAGCAAAUACUCAAUAAUGCAUUGAGUUUCAUUUUCUUUAUUUUAGGUGUGCAUUAUUACUGAUGCAUUCCACGUAUAAUGUUUACAUAGCGUAAUUUAAGAGUGUGUCCACGAGAGCACCGGGCAGUCGUGCUACAUGCCAUCUCACCGAUUUCAGUGAAACUUUGCUAGCUUAAGGAGGCUCGAAAGGGUUUUCCACAAUUAACGGCAAGUGCCAAUCAGUAAAAGAUAUCAGGAGUGUCAAACUUAUCAUCAGGAUAAAGACUUGACAUAUGCAUUACACUAUUUUAAGGGCAAUCUUUUAAGGGGGUUCGUCAGACAUCAUCUGUUGCCAUGGCAAAAGUACAGUAGUGCUAAAAGAUCCUCUAAAACUCAGUUUUUGAAAGAUAUCUCAAAAACAAAGGCGGUGACCUUGUUUCUUUUUUCAAAUUUCUAAACAUCAUCACAUUCUCCAUCUGUACACGUGAUAUAAAAAAAACUGUCCAGUAGAACUUGAGUUAUUUAGGAAAAUGCUGUUUUAAAAUGUAAAAAAAAUUCUCAUCAGAUAAAUUUUUUUAAACUUUUCUUCAGGAAUGCGUAAUAGUGAAAAUAAUUUGUACACAAAAAAUCAGGGUAGGUCACCGAGCUAAUUUUCGAGAUACUAGCUUAUCAACUUAGCAAGCUUUAUUUCCGGUUUUCGCAAUUUUAGCUCAAACUUUUGCAUCCGGUCACGCGUUUUAAACGACACCGCUGACUCAACGGCUCAUCUUCGCGAAGACGAGUGCGCGUCCGCGCGAUCAAUCGAUGUCUUCAGCGAAGGAAAAGCCAUCCGAAGGAAAAAGUGUUCGUUCUGAAAAUGGACUCGACUUCUUUAGUGAUUUUACACAUUCCUGAAAAAAAAUUAUUCUUAGAGUCUCAGACUGCUUACCGUUACGACUGUUGGAAAUGUGAAAGUAUUUCGGAGAGAAUUCUCUUGUUUGAAGUCACUCUUGCGGAAUUCGACUUAGGGCGACAAGUGGAUUUUUCUGUUGGCGUCAAUGCAAGUACACCAUACAGGCCAUUGAUGUUGAAUCUGUGGUAUAGAGAUUGUAGUUUAUGAUAAGAAAGACCAGCAUCUGCCAGCUUUUGGACAAUGCUUGAGGAAAGUAUCAGUCAAUUCGAUUGACUGCUUGUCAAUCAACAGAGGCAAAUAAACGACUGUGUUUUCAGACUUUUCGAUUCAUCCAAAUAUUUGAUAACUUUGAGGUCAAAUAUCUCUCCUUGCCAGAAAGUUACAACACUGAUCCAAAUUCCCCUUUAUAAUCCAUCACUUCAUCUCUGAAAACCAUUAAAAAAAUCUUUGGGCACAACCGUAUUUUUGUCUUGGAUGCCUUUUAAAAUCUGCGACUGUGACAAGCUUCUCUCAACUACACUUGUCACGCAAUUCUGGCUCUAGGCGGUCACCUGAUUACAUGAACCUACAUUUUUUAGCUCUUACAAGAUGAUUGAUCAGGAAAGCUGAAAAAUAUGAAAAACUUUCGAGAUAUUUUGCAGGAAUGGAAAAUUUCACGUUUAGAGAGAUGCAUGUAGGCGAAAAAUCGAUAGGAAAACCGUAGCGUUUCUUUCUUCUGUCGUUUAUCACUUUAGAGAUUUGCUAAAAUCAGCAAAUGUGGCAUUUGAACGGCACAAAACAUCCAUUAGCCAGUAAUUUGAUCGUUUAUCACCAUCAUUGCUCAUUUUCGGAAAUUUUUAAAGUCACAUGCUGCGUGUUGUUUGACACUAUUACAAGUUCCAGAGUGCUAAAACACCUGCUUCUACAGACGAGAAAUUCUGCGCUCUCGCUUCCUUCCCUUUCCCCUUCCCUCAUAAAAUCAGCGGGGGCUUGAAUGUACUUUGAUACCCGAUCAUAAUAUCUCAUUUUGUUUUCUUUUCAGAGAGAGAGAAGAGUUUGGAAGGUAAUCUAUGCUAAUAAAUCAUGGAAAUCUUUAUAAUCGACACAAAGUCUCUCAAGUAAAUCAUGGAAAUCUUUAUUUUCGGCACAAAGUCUUUCAAGAAGGACGCGGAAGCCGAGAUUGUACACAAUCCAUACGGAUUAUUUUUCCAGUUUUCUUUUAUUUUCACCGAGGGAGAAAAAAGAGGGAACGUAACUAACUGUGGUAAUGGAUCAAGAAAAUAUCUAUUAUCACACGGCCUUACAACCUAUGCACUUAACGAGAAACAAAAAUAGGGGCAGUUUUAUCUAGAAAGAUAAGGUGGUUACUGUUUGUCAUUCUAUGUUGUAAAUUCUUUAUGCAUAGCUCUAUUAUGGUUUAUGUACUUUCACCAAGUUUGAUCGUAUAACUUGACUAUGGUAGCUCUGCUCACUAUUAAUUCCAUCCCUUUUCCCUUCCCUCAUAAAAUCAGCGGGGGCUUGGAUGUACUUUGAUACCCGAUCAUAAUAUCUCAUUUUGUUUUCUUUUCAGAGAGAGAGAAGAGUUUGGAAGGUAAUUAUCUAUGCUAA
Pocillopora meandrina is the source of this 19627-nucleotide messenger RNA. The record is from the annotation of a GenBank genome assembly. NCBI's taxonomy places the organism in Eukaryota, Metazoa, Cnidaria, Anthozoa, Scleractinia, Pocilloporidae.